This is a messenger RNA of Caenorhabditis bovis, 636 nucleotides long. The record is from the annotation of a GenBank genome assembly. NCBI's taxonomy places the organism in Eukaryota, Metazoa, Nematoda, Chromadorea, Rhabditida, Rhabditidae.
AUGGCCGCUUCAGACAAAAAAUCUUUUGAACCAGAAAGUAAAGUUGUUCCAAUGUAUGUGGCAGAAACUGAUCCUGAAUCGAACGAUCAUUUAACCGAAUAUAGCUUUAUGCUAUCAUUUUUUGUUAGGCCUAGUGGGAAAUUCGAUCCAGUAGAAUAUGCAAGCUAUGUGCAGCCCGUGGCUGUUAUCAAAUCGGUUGAACAAUUCUGGAGAGUGUUUAUACAUUUUAAACGACCAACAGAUUUGGGAGAUAAAGCCGAUAUUCACUUCUUUAAAAAGGGAAUCAAGCCGGUUUGGGAAGAUCCGGCGAACGUGCGAGGUGGAAAAUGGAUAGUUCGCUUGAAGAAAGGAUUGUGCACCCGCAUGUGGGAAAAUUUAUUACUAGCCAUGAUUGGCGAACAAUUCAUGGUUGGCGACGAGAUUUGCGGUGCUGUGUGUUCGAUUCGAAAUCAAGAAGACAUCAUUUCUGUUUGGAACAGGACUUCGGAUGAUAUAACGGUGACAAAUCGUAUAAGAGAUGCUCUCCGUCGUGUUUUGCAGCUUCCCCAAAAUACUGUACUCGAGUACAAGAAACAUGAUGACUGCCUUAAAGAUCGCAGCAGCUAUCGCCAUACUACCAACAUUUAUAAAUGUUGA